Molecule: messenger RNA, 1626 nt
Organism: Photinus pyralis (common eastern firefly)
Lineage: Eukaryota; Metazoa; Arthropoda; Insecta; Coleoptera; Lampyridae
Product: probable cytochrome P450 6a23
Exons: 3
Coding region: 113-1579 (488 amino acids)
Molecular function (GO): oxidoreductase activity, acting on paired donors, with incorporation or reduction of molecular oxygen; monooxygenase activity; iron ion binding
Source: RefSeq, a predicted model, not a curated record
GAUAAACACUAUCGUUUCGUCUGGCAAGUUCGGACACAUAAUAAUUUGUUUGUUAACAGUAUUAUCUUGUCUUCCUUCACAUAUUAGUCUAUAAACACAACACAAUUUCAAUAUGGCGUUAAUGUUAAUUAUUCUAUUAGUUCUAUUAGUAUACAGUUUAUUCUUUCUUCGAAGUGCUUACUCCUACUGGCAAAAAAGAGGCGUCUACACAUUCCGUCCAACGCCUCCAUUUGGGAACGCAAUCGAUUUGGUCCUUCAAAAGGAAGCAAUCGGCGUUAACAUUCAGAAAUUCUAUCAACGUUGCAGAAAGGAACGGAUACCAUUUGCCGGCUACUAUCUCUUAACGAAAGCCAUCUUCGUGCCCAUCGACGUUGAGUUAAUUAAGCGGAUCUGUACCACUGAUUUCGACCAUUUCACCGACCACAUUGGACACGUAGACGAAAAGAACGAUCCGCUAAGCACGUAUUUAUUCAACUUGAAAGGUGAUCGGUGGAGAACCGUGCGGUCGUUGAUGUCACCUUCAUUUUCCCAUGGCAACGUAAAGAGGUGCUGCGAAACUGUUUUGAAAUACGCCGAACAAUUAAAGGUAUUGUUUGGCGGAAUGGUUGGCAAUUUGGAAGGGGUUAAUGUAAAGGAAGCAUGCGAAAGGUACACAACUGAUGUGCUGAUCUCAUUUACGUACGGAAUCGAAGCCGGUUUCUUAGUCGAUGCGAAUUCAGUCUUUAAAAAGUAUGUGGAAUUGGUCUUUGGUGCGGGUUGGAAGCAGUCCCUGCGAUUGAUGUUAAAUAUAAUUUUCCCAGAGAUGUAUUCACUAUUAAAACUGAAGGUCUUCGAUGAUGACCUCGCCCGAUUUUUUACCGAUCUUGUUUUUCAACGGGGUGGCGGGAAAAUCGACGAUACCCGACGCGACGUGCUCCACAACCUAACGCAUGCUGGUAGCAAAAACGACUUGAGCAUGAGCGAAAUCGUGGGGCAAUGCUUUGGAUUAUUCCUAGCAGGAACUGAAACGACAAGUACCGUGAUAGCGUUUACUUUGUUUGCGUUGGCUUCUGAUGAGGACGCUCAAGAAAAAGCCAGGAGUGAAGUUGUGAAAGCACUGGGAAAACACCAAGCGAUCACUUACGAAGUUCUCAAAGGUCUGGACUACACCGACAAUUGCAUUUCAGAAGCUAUGAGAACAUUCCCACUUGCCCCGAUAAAUACGCGCAUUUGCUCCAAAGCGUAUAACGUUCCCAACUCCUCGGUCACUCUCGAAAAAGGGACCAACGUCUUUAUACCACUCCAGGGGGUUUACAUGGAUCCGCAAUAUUUUCCAGAUCCGGAGAGAUAUAACCCAGAAAGAUUUGCGGAAGACAAUACAGAAAACGACACCUCGGUAUUCUCGCCGUUUGGCCUAGGUAAACGCCAAUGCAUCGGUUACCAACUAGGAAUACUGCAAAUCAAGGCGGCCAUUGCUGUGCUAUUAACCAAUUUCAGGUUUACAGUCCAUCCGGAUUCUCAGUCGCCAAUUAGGCUCAAUCCAAUUUCUUUCAUUCCUCUUCCCGUUGUACCAUUUAAGCUUAACGUCCAUAAAUUGUAACUUCUCAUUUAUCAUUAUAAAAAAUAAAGGCUUUAGAAUUAAAAAAA